Molecule: messenger RNA, 561 nt
Organism: Fonsecaea erecta
Lineage: Eukaryota; Fungi; Ascomycota; Eurotiomycetes; Chaetothyriales; Herpotrichiellaceae
Exons: 1
Coding region: 1-561 (186 amino acids)
Source: RefSeq, a predicted model, not a curated record
AUGUCUUCCACGGAGAAUCUGAGCGGCGGCGAGGGGGAGCAGAACAACAACUCGAGCAACAGCCUCAACAACAGCAUCAAGUCGGUCUUCUCGUCGCUGAAGCGGGUGGCGACGAACGACAGCAAGAAGAGCGACGGCACCGACUCGUCCGCGUCCAGGUCCGACCCGCUCAGCAGCAUCGCGACCGAACCCUUGCCCGACGACCGCACCGAGAUCGAGGGCCUGCUGAACCGGCAGCUCAGCGCGCUGGACCAGCUGCGGCGCACGGUCGUGGCGCGCAACCAGGAGAUCAAGGACUACUGCGCGCGCGCGGCGCACUACUACAACCUGCGGCCGCGGGUGGCGCCGUCGUUCCUGCGCCAGCUCGACGUCGAGAUCCGCCUCCUCCGCCAGCAGCGCAACGGCCUGCAGGCCCUGGUCGACAUGCGCCACAACGAGAUCGUCCGCAUGGCCGAGCACCGCAAGAAGCUGGACGCCGACCAAGGGCUGGACUGCAACGUCUACGACAUGUACCUCGACUUCCGCCGCAUCUCGGAGUGGGAGCAGCUGUUCUCGAUCUGA